Molecule: messenger RNA, 2195 nt
Organism: Piliocolobus tephrosceles (Ugandan red Colobus)
Lineage: Eukaryota; Metazoa; Chordata; Mammalia; Primates; Cercopithecidae
Product: complement C3
Exons: 19
Coding region: 925-1662 (245 amino acids)
Cellular component (GO): extracellular region
Molecular function (GO): protein binding
Source: RefSeq, a predicted model, not a curated record
CCUGCCCUAGGUGCGAGUGGAGUUCCCCCACAAGGAGCCGCUGUGCAGUGCGUCAAAGCCAGGAGCACCAUCCCGCCAGGCAGGGGGUCAGAUCCAGCAAACGUCCUAUAGCAUCGUCUUGGAACCCCAAGGUCAGACCCAGACAAAACUGGUGCCAAGACAGGAGUUCUUGAACAUGGUACCCGACACGGAGGCGGAAGUGUUUGUCAGUGUUCAAGGCUACACUCGGAUGCUGACCCACCGGAGUUCAGAUGGCACCUACCACACCUCCAAGGGGAACCCAGGAAGCACCUGGCUCACAAGCUAUGUGUUCCGCGUCUUUGCCCUGGCCUACUCUACAAUGACGACGCAAGUGCUGAGCCUGUCCUCUCUCUGUGACAUGGCCAACUGGAUCAUCACCGACAGGCAGGCGGAGGACGGGCACUUCCUGGAGGAGGGUCCCGUGGUCAUGACAUCCAUGCAGGGUGGCUACCAAGGCUCCGAGGAGGAUGUAUCCCUCACAGCUCUCGUCCUGAUAGCCCUGAAUGAGGGAAAGGAGUUGUGCAACCAGAAGAAUUUGAUGGCCAGCAUUGAGAGAGCCCGUGGCUUCCUGGAGAGAAAACUUCCUGACAUUCAGACAACCUUUGCCAUAGCCAUAGCCUCCUACGCACUGGCCCUUGCCAACAGCUCCCAAGCCAACGACCGCCUGGACAGCUUUGCUAGCCCUAGUGGGUGUGGGAUGCUUCUUAGUCAACCUUAGUCAUGGAGUGGGGAGGGGGUGAUCUCAAAUCCAGCAAUGCAUCAUUCAUCACUUAGUGUUUCCUGAGCAUCCACUGUGUAUCAACUCGAGCUCAGACCCUGUGAGACCAAGACAAAACCCACUGGCCGGUGGAUGAGCAGAACCUUGGCUCCCUGUACACCAUUGAGGCCACAGCCUAUGCGCUCAUGCAGAAGCUGGAGCUGGGCCGGUACAAUGAGACACACGCCAUCGCCAAGUGGCUACUAGAGAAGCGGGAGCUGGGAGGAGGCUUCGGGUCCACCCAGACCACGGUGGUGGCCCUUGAAGCUCUGACCCGCUUCCGCGAAGCUGUCCCCUUCCAGGGCGUCCAGGAUCUCCACGUCCAGAUCAGCGCCCCCAAGAAAGCCCUGAGUGUGAAUUGGCACAUUGAUCACAACAAUGCCUACCAACAGCGGUCAGCAAAGUUCCUUGCCCGGGAUGACCUAGAGAUCAAAGCCAGUGGCAACGGGAGAGGCACCAUCUCGAUUCUGACCAUGUACCACAAGUCCCCAGAGUCCUGGAAGGACAACUGCAACCUGUACCACCUGAAUGUGACUCUCCACAGUGUCUUGGAAGAAAAUAAAAAGGGAGAUGAGACCUUCCGGCUCAGGAUGGAAACAAGGUUCCAGAACAAUCGAGAGGCCACAAUGACCAUCAUGGAGGUCUCCCUGCUCACUGGCUUCUACCCCAACCAGGAUGACCUCAAACAGCUCACGAGUGAUGUGGAGAGGUACGCCUUUCAGUACGAAACCAAGACAAGUACCAGCGACAGCACCGUUGUCCUCUACCUGGAAAAGCUCUCCCAUGAGAAAAACACGGUGCUGGGCUUUCGGGUUCACAGGAUGCUGCAGGCGGAGUUCCUGCAGGCCGCCCUGGUCACUAUCUACGACUACUACGAGCCUUGACAGUGCCCAUCCCUGCAGAAGCCCAGUGGCCAAUUGAGGCAGGAGGAGCUCCAGAUAACAGCAUGUGAGGCAGGCGUGGAUUUUGUGUACAAGACAAAGCUGGAAUCUGUGGAGGUCUCUGCCUCCAACCCUUACGUCUAUUACAACAUGCAGCUGGAAGACAUCAUUAAGAGUGGUACAGAUCCUGCCACACCCCUUGCCAUGAAGAAAUUCGUCUCCCACGCCACCUGCCACGACUCCCUGGCGUUGCAAGAACAGGAAUCGUACCUUAUCAUGGGCCAGACGUCAGACCUGUGGAGAAUCAAAUCUGAGUACAGCUAUGUUCUGGGCAGGGAGACGUUCCUCAUACUUUGGCCAGCAGAUGGAGAUGCCAGCAAGAAAGAAUUGCGGAAGCAACUGGAGGAAUUUUCGGAAUAUAUGCGCACCCAUGGCUGCGAGUCCUGAGCCUCCUCUGCUUUCAGGGAGGUGUCACCAGGCAGCUCUGGGCCACUGGGUUUAACCCCAAAUAAAGAGCACAAGAUAUCACACCCAAA